Messenger RNA from Octodon degus (degu), 818 nucleotides. It is a transcript of the gene Pde6d, whose product is annotated as phosphodiesterase 6D. Gene Ontology annotation, cellular component: cytoplasm. Gene Ontology annotation, biological process: sensory perception of light stimulus. The transcript is spliced from 5 exons. Lineage: Eukaryota; Metazoa; Chordata; Mammalia; Rodentia; Octodontidae. The record is from RefSeq and is a predicted model, not a curated record. The coding region runs from base 183 to 635 and encodes 150 amino acids.
GGGAAGCAGAAGGGAUCAGGAGCGGGAGCUGAGGGGAGGGAAAGGCCGGUCGGGUCUGGCCGCUGCGGCUGCUAACCUGAGGUCUCCAGACCCGGUUGCGGAUCGGCCCUCGGCUCCUGAGCACCAUCCGAGAGGCCCCGGCCGGCCAGUGUGUGAGAGUCGCGGGCGGCGGCCGCCGCAUCAUGUCAGCCAAGGACGAGCGGGCCAGGGAGAUCCUGAGAGGCUUCAAACUCAAUUGGAUGAACCUUCGGGACGCUGAGACAGGAAAGAUUCUCUGGCAAGGAACUGAAGACCUGUCUGUCCCUGGUGUGGAACAUGAAGCCCGCGUUCCCAAGAAAAUCCUCAAAUGCAAAGCAGUGUCUCGAGAGUUGAACUUCUCUUCAGCAGAGCAAAUGGAAAAGUUCCGCCUGGAACAGAAGGUCUACUUCAAAGGCCAGUGCCUAGAAGAGUGGUUCUUCGAGUUUGGCUUUGUGAUCCCCAACUCCACAAACACCUGGCAGUCCUUGAUAGAGGCCGCCCCCGAGUCCCAGAUGAUGCCCGCCAGCGUCCUCACCGGGAACGUUAUCAUAGAAACAAAAUUUUUUGAUGACGACCUUCUGGUAAGCACAUCCAGAGUGAGACUUUUCUACGUUUGAGCGAAGAGCGCACGUGCUUCCGGAACUCGGGCCUAGGGAGGAGACUGCUUUGCUUCCCGCAUCUGCGUCCUUGCCCUGACUCAUGAGACCCGGGACCAGCCCUGCAGGUAACCAGGUGGUUCCUCCGAGCUCUUCUCCCACUGAAGACAGGGAGGGUGCGGCCAGCACCCAGGCCAGCACCCA